This is a messenger RNA of Trichoplusia ni (cabbage looper), 5391 nucleotides long. RefSeq names its product inositol hexakisphosphate and diphosphoinositol-pentakisphosphate kinase. Gene Ontology annotation, biological process: inositol metabolic process; inositol phosphate biosynthetic process. The record is from RefSeq and is a predicted model, not a curated record. Gene Ontology annotation, cellular component: cytosol. Gene Ontology annotation, molecular function: 5-diphosphoinositol pentakisphosphate 1-kinase activity; inositol hexakisphosphate kinase activity; diphosphoinositol pentakisphosphate kinase activity. Bases 620 to 4771 code for a protein of 1383 amino acids. Lineage: Eukaryota; Metazoa; Arthropoda; Insecta; Lepidoptera; Noctuidae. The transcript is spliced from 28 exons.
UUAUCUAACACAACUAGUGGAACAAAAUAUUCUGUGAACAUGGAGUGUGCUAGAACCCGACAGUAUUGGCUGAGUAUUUGAAACGGUUUUUUUUUCUUUUCUUAACAUGUUCAACCAAGGCAGUAGUACAAUUCAAAAUUCAUUUAAUGACCAUUGCCUGUUUAAUAUAGUUUUUGAAGGUUUGAGUUUGGUAGCUUAAAUAAUAACUUUAGGUACUUAUGUGCAGUACAUAUUUUGUUUUACUAUUUGUCACGCAAUUUGUACUCAUAAUGACUAACACCUGUUAGAUAUUCUAUGUUCGUCUAAUUAUUCGUUAUAACCCACAUGUAUACAUUGUGCACGAUACUAACGUUUACACUUUAUUAUGUUCUGUUUCCAUUGAAUGGCUUCACAUACUAGCUUUGUUUGUAUGGUCGGUGUCGAAUAGCGAAUUAGUCAGUAAUGGAGUAUUCAGCAUGUCACCGUUCAUACAUUCGCGCAUUUGCUAGCGGAAAGGAAACCUGUUGAAGAAUGGCCUAUCUGUGACUGUCUAAUAUCUUUCCAUUCGAAGGGCUUCCCUUUAGACAAGGCCAUACAGUACGAGAAAUUACGGAAGCCCUACGUUAUAAACAAUCUUCAUAUGCAGUAUGAUAUUCAGGAUCGUAGAAAAGUAUACGCGAUAUUAGAGGGUGAGGGUAUUGAAAUACCGAGAUAUGCAGUAUUAGAUAGAGAUUCACCGGAUCCGAAACAUCACGAGCUCGUGGAGUCCGAGGACCACGUGGAGGUGAAUGGUGUAGUGUUCAACAAGCCUUUUGUCGAGAAGCCGGUGUCUGCUGAAGACCAUAAUAUUUAUAUUUACUACCCUACGUCUGCGGGCGGCGGCAGUCAGCGACUGUUUAGAAAGAUUGGAAGUCGCAGUAGUAUAUAUUCGCCAGAAUCAAGAGUGCGGAAAACAGGGUCAUUUAUUUAUGAAGAUUUUAUGCCAACUGAUGGUACUGAUGUCAAAGUUUACACAGUCGGCCCAGAUUACGCGCACGCAGAGGCCCGCAAGUCCCCGGCGUUAGAUGGUAAGGUUGAGCGGGACUCUGAAGGCAAGGAAAUCAGAUAUCCGGUGAUAUUAUCCAACCAAGAGAAGCUUAUAUCAAGAAAAGUUUGUCUAGCUUUCAAGCAGACUGUCUGCGGCUUUGAUUUACUCAGGGCAAACGGCAAAUCAUUUGUUUGCGACGUGAACGGUUUUUCUUUUGUGAAGAACUCGAAUAAGUACUACGAUGAUUGUGCCAAGAUUCUGGGUAAUAUGAUAUUGCGUGAGUUGGCGCCGACGUUGCACAUCCCGUGGUCGGUGCCGUUCCAGCUGGACGACCCGCCCAUCGUGCCCACCACCUUCGGCAAGAUGAUGGAGCUGCGCUGCGUCGUGGCCGUCAUCAGGCACGGCGACCGCACGCCCAAGCAGAAGAUGAAGGUCGAGGUGCGACAUCAGAGAUUCUUUGAGAUCUUUGAGAAAUAUGACGGCUUCAAGCGAGGUCAUGUAAAGCUAAAGAAACCCAAGCAGCUGCAGGAAAUACUGGAUAUAGCGCGCGCGUUACUGUCUGACAUACAGACACGACACGCUGACCCGGAGAUAGAAGAGAAACAGGGGAAACUGGAACAGUUAAAGAGCGUUCUGGAAAUGUACGGCCACUUCUCUGGCAUCAACCGCAAGGUGCAGAUGAAGUACCAGCCCCGCGGCCGGCCGCGCGGCUCCAGCUCCGACGACGGUAACGCGCCGCCCGCACACGUAGGCGGCGGCGGCGAGCCCUCUCUGGUGUUGAUCCUGAAGUGGGGCGGCGAGCUGACGCCGGCCGGACGGAUACAGGCCGAGGAGCUCGGGCGCAUGUUCCGCUGCAUGUACCCCGGCGGCCAGGGCCGACACAUACCCGGUGAAGGCGGCACCCAAGGCCUGGGCCUGCUGCGCCUGCACUCCACAUUCCGCCACGACCUGAAGAUCUACGCGUCGGACGAGGGCCGCGUGCAGAUGACGGCCGCUGCCUUCGCCAAGGGGCUGCUGGCGCUCGAGGGCGAGCUCACGCCCAUACUCGUGCAGAUGGUCAAGUCUGCCAAUACUAAUGGAUUGCUAGAUAAUGACUGCGAUUCCUCUAAAGUACAGAAUAUGGCGAAGGCUCGCCUCCACGAGGCGAUGCAGGUGGACCGCGAGUUCACGGACGAGGACCGGCUGCGCAUCAACCCGUGCGAGUCCGUGAGCAUCAACACCGCCAUGGACUUCGUCAAGAACCCCGUGCGCUGCUGCGCGCAUGUGCACACGCUCAUACAGCAGCUCGUACACAUCGUGCUCACCAAGAAGGACGACCCCAAGACGAAAGACACAAUUCUCUACCACGGCGAGACAUGGGAGCUAAUGGGGCGCCGAUGGGGCAAGAUCGAGAAGGAUUUCUGCACAAAGAACAAGACGUACGAUAUAUCCAAGAUCCCUGAUAUUUACGACUGCAUCAAGUACGACCUGCAACACAACCAGCACACGCUGCAGUUUGACUUGGCUGAGGAGCUUUAUAUCUAUGCCAAGUACCUGGCUGAUAUAGUUAUACCUCAGGAAUACGGCCUUACAAUGCAAGAGAAAUUAACAAUAGGCCAAGGUAUAUGCACUCCGCUACUGAAGAAGAUCAGGGCUGAUUUACAGAGAAACAUUGAGGAAUCUGGAGAAGAAACAGUCAACAGGCUAAAUCCGAGGUACAGUCACGGCGUGUCGUCGCCGGGCCGCCACGUGCGCACGCGCCUGUACUUCACGAGCGAGAGCCACGUGCACUCGCUGCUCACCGUACUGCGCUUCGGGGGACUGCUCGAUGUAUUGAAAGACGAACAAUGGCGCCGAGCAAUGGAGUACGUGUCAACUGUUUCCGAGCUGAACUACAUGUCGCAGAUAGUCGUCAUGCUGUAUGAAGAUCCCACCAAAGAUCCGUAUUCAGAGGAGAGGUUCCACGUGGAGCUACACUUCAGCCCCGGCGUGAACUGCUGCGUGCAGAAGAACCUCCCGCCCGGGCCCGGCUUCCGGCCGCACAGCAGGAACCACUCCACUACUAACAACUCGCAAAGUUCGUCAGACGAAGUGAAAUGCAUUGAGGAGGAGGGCGAAGAUGAUAAUAUGGCGAGUCAAGAAACAUUACAACCGGAUAUCGAAGAAAUGGACAACACAUUCUCACCGAAGAAAUUGUCUAAAUCAAAAAUUCGUCCUUCGGAUCCGAUACCGAUUUGCGAGCACUACAGCAGCCUGCACUACACGGUGAGCGGGCACGAGGCGUCGUCGCUGGCGGCGCGCCUCACGGCCGAGCUGCGCGCGCGCUCGCACGCCGACCCGCCCGGGGACCUGGCGCAGGGGGAUGAGAAAGAGCCUAAAGACGUAGAAGAAGCGCCGCCCCGCGCGCGCUCGUACGACCAGCACAAGCAGAGCCACGACAAUGAGGCGGGCGCGGGCGCGGCGCGCUACCAGAGCCUGCAGGCCGUGCACGACACAGGGCGGCGCCAGCGGCACAGCAUCGCCGGCCAGAUGAGCUACCUGAAGAUGCUGGGGCUGGGCGCGCGCGGCAAGCUGUCGGCCGCCGGCCUGUUCAGCACGGCCGUGAUCUCCGGCUCCAGCUCGGCGCCCAACCUGCGCGUCAUGAUCCCCACGGCCGCGUCCAGCAACGCGGCGGUGGAGGGCUUCGGCGGCGUGCCGGCCAUCCGGCCGCUGGAGACGCUGCACAACGCGCUGUCGCUGCGCCAGCUGGACGCCUUCCUGGAGCGGGUCACCGCCGCGCCCGUGUUGCUGGGCACGCCGCCCGCGCCGCCGCACAAGCAGCCCUCGCCCACCAACAGUGUAGGCUGGAGCGGCCCGUCCUCGCUGAUGUCCUCGUCGGGUGAGCUGCCCAGCGGCCUGUCCUCUGCGGGGCCCUCCUCGCCCAACUCCAACUACGCUUCCAACUCGGAACAUAAGACUAACUCCACAGAAAGUAGCAAUUGGAGUAAAAAUGUGCCGAGCAAGCUCCCUCAGUGGGAGGGCGAGGCGGCGACGUUGUGCGCGUUGGACUCGAGCCUGCACCCAUUCAUGCCGCACUCCAACGUAGCAGGUUCGUCUAUUAGUGGGGACGUGACCCCGGUGUCGAUAGCUUCGGAGUUGGAGUUCAACAGCAACGAGGCUACGGCCGGAUCUAUCACUGACCAUGACCUAUUGAGUGCAGAAGGUGAAGAUGACGAAGAAACAUUGUCAGUGGACCCUUGCGGCUCACCAGUGAAGAUGAUCAAAAACGAUCUGAGUCCACAGACAUUCUCAGGACUCGCCUCACUAAGACUGGACAGUCAGCCGUCCACUAGCAAAUGUUCCACGGAAUUCUUUGGUCUCAGUCUACAACAGACUAAAGAAUGUUUCUACAAGGAUAUGCCGUCGAGUAGCAAGAACUUUAACUUAGAUAAUGAAUUGAAACAGAAGUGCUCCAAGGAAAAUACGCCAUAUGUCUCCAAUAUAGACUCUUUGAAUUUGCAAAGCAAAGAUGGCAAAGCUAAAAUUAAGAAGAAUGAAAUUCUUAAUAAUGGAAGCAGGCGAUACAGUGACAGUAGUGCACAAAAAAGUAACGUUAGCUCCCAAGCGCCUGUGUCGGGCAGUAGGUUCAAAACCACGCUGGUGACUGAUGACCUGCUCAGGCCCAGCACCUCCAGUACGCUGGACAGUGCGAGUAAAAACAAUUCGUCUAACGAACCAAGCCUGCCGUCGGUGACGAAAGCUAAGAGCACCACCGUAAAACCCGGCUUCACAAUAGCAGAGACUUAGUACUAGUAGCUAUCUAUCGUGUUUUAUGCCUUCAGUGUAAUUUAUCAUAAGAAUCGUACAACACUUGCGCAAGAUUACAACUGCAGUUUAAUUACCUUGUGAUAUUAAAGCAUUGCUUUGUCGUUUUGUUCAUUAGUGAUUCUUAUAUUUUUACACUUUGCGUUGUGUUAUUAUCAUGUUUUCUUAUACUUUUUGAAGCUUAUUUCACGUAAUACAGUGAAAUACUCUAGAUAGGCUUUGCAACAUUACCGUUUCGUUAUAAGGUUAUUUGUAUAUGCGUUUUCUACGAACCUGAUGUAUGUAUAAGCAGUCACUUACAUUAGUAUGCAUAUGAAGUUAGACAAUCAAAUUCAGUAUUCCUAGGUCCCGCAAACUUAAUCCCCUCGUAGUUUGCUAGAACAGUCGUACCAUAAUCGGACAACUGUAGUGUACCUAUGCUCGUAUCAGUUCUCAUUAAUCAACAACUAACUAUACCACGCAGAUAAGUAGUUCGUUUCGCUUUGCCGAACCCCGAUAGCUUGAUGUGCGAAAAGCAGAAUUUACAGACAAAUCAUAUUUUCGACGUAAUGAAUGUACUAGUUAAGAAUUUACAUCAAAUAUAAUAAUAGAUGAAUUAUUAA